Solea senegalensis (Senegalese sole) is the source of this 1535-nucleotide messenger RNA. RefSeq names its product peptide deformylase, mitochondrial (gene pdf). The record is from RefSeq and is a predicted model, not a curated record. Lineage: Eukaryota; Metazoa; Chordata; Actinopteri; Pleuronectiformes; Soleidae. The transcript has 3 exons. The coding region runs from base 454 to 1206 and encodes 250 amino acids. Gene Ontology annotation, cellular component: mitochondrion. Gene Ontology annotation, biological process: N-terminal protein amino acid modification; peptidyl-methionine modification. Gene Ontology annotation, molecular function: peptide deformylase activity.
GUCGUUGUCUGCACCGUGACGGUCGAGUUUCGUCCUCCGUGCUGAACGCGUUGAAGGGUUUUAUCGGUUCAAAACAUCGAUAUCAGGUUUAAAAACUCUGCGACAGAAACUAUAAAAAAAACGGGAUUUCAUUCUUUUACUGGUCACUUCCGUUGUUGUUGUGGAGGGGGAACGCCUGUUUCUUCUCACCAGCGUGUCCCGUCGGCGGUGUUUGGUGUGAGUCGAGCUCAGGACCAAACAAACACUCCCAGUGGUGACUCUGCGCGUCAGUUGUGGGUUAUUUGAGGCUGUUGUGAUUCCCCACGUCCACGGACUUCCGUGCAGGAGCGAGCUCCAAACUCCCGGGUUAAACCUGUUUCACUUCGACUCGCACAGGUGUGAUCAUUCAAUCCUGAUUGGACCAAAACAGUCACCUGACACAAGGAUCGUCGCGGUCCAGGCUGCAGCUUCAUCAUGAACAUGAGACCGCGUGCGUCCGUGCUGCUGUCCUCCGUCUCCAGAGUGGUGCAGCUCAGAGGCGGAGCCUGCAUUCUAACAGCAGCGCCCUCCCGUGGUCUCCCACGCACCCCAGCGUCCUGCUCCCGCUCCUACUGCAGCUCCAUCAAAAGGCGCUCCUAUCUGCACUACAUCAAAAACAAGAUCAUAGCCCCUCCCACACCACCGUACAGUCACGUGUGCCAGGUGGGGGACCCGGUCCUGCGCUCGCACGCCGCAAACGUCGACCCUGCGGCGAUAGCGGACCCCGAGAUCCAAAAGGUCAUCAAGACCAUGGUGAAGGUGAUGCGGAAACAGGACUGUGUGGGACUCAGUGCUCCUCAGAUCGGGGUCCCGCUCCGCAUCGUGGCGCUGGAAUAUCCCGAGCAGAUGUUGCGGGAGAGCUCGGCUGCGUCGAGGGAGGCCCGCGGUCUCUCCGCUCAGCCCCUGAGGAUCUUCAUCAACCCAGCCCUGAGGGUUCUGGACGGACACACUGUCCUCUUCCGGGAAGCCUGCGAGAGCCUCUCAGGCUUCUCUGCCGCAGUUCCUCGUUUCCUGUCUGUGGAAGUGUCAGGUCUGAAUGAGAAAGGUGAAGCGGUCACGUGGCAGGCGAGCGGCUGGCCAGCUCGCAUCCUCCAGCACGAGAUGGACCACCUGGACGGCGUCCUCUACAUCGACCGCAUGGACAGCAGGACCUUCAUUAACAUCAAGUGGCAGGAGCACAACGAGUAACGAGGGGACAGACGCGGCGAGGAGACGCCGAACUUUCACAGGACGCCGUGAGACGGUGACGGACAGACUGCUUCCUGUGAAGAAAUGGAGGUCGUUGAGAAUAAAAGGCUCAUUGAGAACAGUUCAAGGGUUUUUCUGAACAUUUCUGCAUCAAAACAUCAAAAACAACCCUCACUUAUGUCAUUGAUGUUUGACUGGUUAACACACGUUAGCCCAAAAUCUGAGAUAUGCGUAUUUAUUUCAAAGGUCACCGACCGCGUCAUCAAUGAAAGUCGUCUUUUAGGGCUUUAAUACACUUUUAAAUGUUAAUAAAAUGUCAGGACUCAUCA